CCGCGCCCGUCCCGCCCCGCACACGGGCGAGCGCGGGAGCCGCAGGCACACGGAGCGCGCCCGCCGGCGGGCCAUGGCCGCGGGGGCCGCCGCAGGUGGGGGCGCGCGGUGAGGCGAGCGCGGCGCCCGCGCCGGGCGGAUGGGACGCGGCUGGGCGGGCGGGCGGUGCCGGCGUCCGCGGCUGGAAUGGUGCUGGCGGCGGCGGUCGGUGCCUGCGUUCUGACGCCCGAGAGGAGCCACCAUGGAGACGCCGCCGCUGCCUCCCGCAUGCACAAAGCAGGGUCAUCAGAAGCCUCUCGAUUCAAAAGAUGAUAAUGCGGAAAAACACUGCCCCGUGGCAGUGAGCCCCUGGCACAUGAAGAAGGCUUUCAAAGUCAUGAACGAGCUGCGGAGUCAAAAUUUGCUGUGUGAUGUCACAAUUGUGGCGGAAGACAUGGAGAUCUCUGCACACAGGGUGGUGCUGGCCGCCUGCAGUCCCUACUUUCACGCCAUGUUUACAGGUGAGAUGAGUGAGAGCCGAGCAAAGAGGGUUAGGAUAAAAGAGGUGGACGGCUGGACCCUGAGGAUGCUCAUCGAUUACGUUUACACCGCAGAAAUCCAGGUUACGGAAGAAAAUGUGCAGGUUCUUCUCCCGGCAGCUGGUCUGUUACAGCUACAGGACGUGAAGAAGACUUGCUGUGAGUUUUUGGAGUCCCAGCUUCACCCUGUCAACUGCCUAGGCAUCCGGGCUUUCGCGGACAUGCACGCUUGCACGGAUCUCCUGAACAAGGCCAACACCUACGCAGAGCAACAUUUUGCAGACGUCGUACUUAGUGAAGAAUUUCUCAACCUUGGCAUUGAACAAGUCUGCAGCUUAAUCUCAAGUGACAAACUGACCAUUUCCUCAGAAGAGAAGGUGUUCGAGGCAGUCAUCGCGUGGGUGAGCCACGACAAGGACGUGCGGCAGGAGUUCAUGGCUCGGCUGAUGGAACACGUGCGGUUGCCGCUGCUUCCUCGCGAGUACCUGGUCCAGAGGGUGGAGGAGGAAGCCUUGGUCAAGAACAGCAGUGCUUGCAAAGACUACCUCAUCGAGGCCAUGAAGUACCACCUGCUGCCGACGGAGCAGCGGGUGCUGAUGAAGAGCGUCCGGACCCGGCUGAGGACACCCAUGAACCUUCCCAAGUUGAUGGUGGUGGUCGGGGGCCAGGCGCCGAAGGCCAUCCGGAGCGUGGAGUGCUACGACUUCAAGGAAGAGAGGUGGCACCAGGUGGCAGAGCUGCCCUCCAGGAGGUGCAGGGCAGGGAUGGUCUACAUGGCUGGGCUUGUUUUUGCUGUUGGUGGCUUUAAUGGCUCGUUAAGGGUCCGCACCGUGGAUUCCUACGACCCCGUGAAGGACCAGUGGACCAGCGUCGCCAACAUGCGAGACCGGAGAAGCACUCUGGGCGCCGCAGUGCUGAAUGGGUUGUUGUACGCCGUGGGAGGCUUUGAUGGGAGCACAGGGUUGUCCUCAGUGGAAGCUUACAACAUAAAGUCCAAUGAGUGGUUUCAUGUCGCUCCGAUGAACACCAGGAGGAGCAGUGUCGGCGUGGGCGUCGUCGGAGGUUUGCUCUAUGCCGUGGGUGGGUAUGACGGAGCCUCCCGCCAGUGCCUGAGCACAGUGGAGUGCUACAACGCCACGGCCAACGAGUGGACCUACAUCGCGGAGAUGGGCACCAGGCGGAGCGGAGCCGGUGUUGGUGUGUUAAACAACUUACUGUAUGCUGUCGGAGGUCACGAUGGCCCUUUAGUACGAAAAAGUGUUGAAGUAUAUGAUCCCACCACUAAUACAUGGAGACAGGUUGCAGAUAUGAACAUGUGCAGAAGAAAUGCAGGUAUUUGUCUGGUUUUAGAUUAUAAAAUUUAUACUGAAUUUUAUUUAAAGCUGUGCUAA
Molecule: messenger RNA, 1909 nt
Organism: Propithecus coquereli (Coquerel's sifaka)
Lineage: Eukaryota; Metazoa; Chordata; Mammalia; Primates; Indriidae
Gene: KLHL2
Product: kelch-like family member 2
Exons: 13
Coding region: 242-1909 (555 amino acids)
Molecular function (GO): protein binding
Source: RefSeq, a predicted model, not a curated record